AUGAUUUGGGAUGAUAACCAAAGCCGCUGCAUCAGUGAGCUCUGUUUCCGGUCGGAAGUGCGCAGGAUCAGGCUUCGGCAGGACUGCAUUGUGGUAGUGCUUGAGCAGAAGAUAUUUGUCUACCACAUUUCUAAUCUGAAGUUGUUGUUUCAAAUUGAAACAGUUGCGAAUCCAAAGGGGCUCUGUGAGGUUUCACAAGCUGCUAGUCCACUUGUGUUCGUAUGCCCUGGUCUGCAAAAGGGUCAAGUUCGGGUUGAACAUUAUGCAUCAAAAAGCGCAAAAGUUAUUGUAGCACAUGACUCGGUGCUUGCAUGUUUUGCUCUUAUGAGGGAAGGCAACCUGCUGGCAACAGCAAGCACCAAGGGUACACUAAUCCGGAUUUUCAGCAUGCUAGAAGGUACAUUGUUGCAGGAGGUAACAUCUACUGCAAAUAGAAAGUCCUCUUCUCUGCCAAUUAUCUUGGUUAAGACAUGCUGCCUCGAUAGCAUUUCACACAAAGCAGGGCAUUUUGGUGUGUUGUUUUUGUCCUCCGUGUUAUCUUCUAAGACCACUUGUUGUCCCAUUUACUAUCUAGCUUUGGAGAAGAUUGUAGCAACUGUGGAUGCCCUAUACAGUAAAUAUAUCAUAAUCAGAGUUACUGGUCUAUAA
This is a messenger RNA of Nicotiana attenuata, 648 nucleotides long. Its product is annotated as autophagy-related protein 18a-like. Gene Ontology annotation, cellular component: cytosol; extrinsic component of membrane; phagophore assembly site membrane. Lineage: Eukaryota; Viridiplantae; Streptophyta; Magnoliopsida; Solanales; Solanaceae. Bases 1 to 648 code for a protein of 215 amino acids. Gene Ontology annotation, molecular function: phosphatidylinositol-3-phosphate binding; phosphatidylinositol-3,5-bisphosphate binding; protein binding. The record is from RefSeq and is a predicted model, not a curated record. The transcript has 2 exons. Gene Ontology annotation, biological process: nucleophagy; protein localization to phagophore assembly site; autophagy of mitochondrion.